CCUCGCGUUGUUCAGUAUGCCAGCGGCGGCAGCGCUUUUAACACAAAAACAAAACAGUUAAAAUAAAUGUGCUGACGAACGAGGUCGUUUUUACGUCUCAAUAAACAAUUGUUCGAUUUGGCUUAUGUGAAUUUGAAUUGUGACUUUUUGGAUAUUAGUUAUUAUAUUAUGACGAUUUAAGAAAACCACCAAUCAAAAUGUAGCGUCGACUAAAAAUGAAAGAAAAACGAAAACUCCUCUAUCACCUAGUGCUGCUCCUAGCAACAUUUAUCUUAGGCCUAAUUUUGUGGCUCAGCCUUAUUUUACCAUACUCAGAAGUCAACGACAACUUCACAGAAAUACCUGGUUACGUGACGCAUUCGGAACUGUACAACUUUACUUAUCCUCUGAAUCUUUUGCCUGGCAACGAUUAUGGAUUAUUGGUGAAUAACAGUUUCAAUUUCAGUAUUUUGAAUUUGGGCUGUAGCGAGCAAACGUUUUUGUUGGUACUCAUACACUCCGCUCCAGGAAAUUUCCAGAAACGAAACGUCAUAAGGAGUACUUGGGGCAAUAGAACAAAAAAGAUUAAAAUAUUUUAUGUAAUGGGAAAAGCUUUAUUAGACAUACAGAACAAAAUAUUACACGAAAAUCAAAUAAACAAAGAUAUAAUUCAAGGCAAUUUUAAAGAUGUUUACAGAAAUUUGACUUUGAAACACAUAAUGAGUUUGAAAUAUGCAACUUACCAUUGUCCUCAGGCAAAAUAUAUUCUAAAAACUGACGAUGAUGUUUUCGUAAACAUGCCCUUAAUGCAAAAUUUUGUAAAUUUUGAUUUGUCCCCUUUCGGCACCAGUAACUUACUAUUUUGCUCAGUAAGAAAAUCAGUAAGCGUUUUGAGAACGUACCGAUCCAAAUGGAGGGUGGGUUUCGAAGAAUACCCUUGCAGAACUUACCCCACUUACUGCCCAGGCUGGGUAAUACUUUACAGCCCCGACGUUGUAUUCAAACUAUACAAAUCAGCUCAAAAUACUGCAAAUUUAUUUUGGAUAGACGAUGUUCACGUUACGGGGAUACUGGCGGCGAAAAAUAACAUUUCUCAUACGGACAGUACGAAUUUAAUUAUUUCCAAACGGGAUCAGCACAGUUUGGUCGAGAAAAAAGUUUUUCCGGCGAAGCCUUUUUUGUUCGGCAGGCCCGAUUUGGAAGCCGACGAAAUUAAGAGUCUUUGGUCGGGGGUUAGCGCUCAUAAAGUACCCAAAUCGGCUUUAGGAGUUUGAUUCAAAUAAUGUGAUCCCAAUACAAUUAUUGGACCAAUCAGUAGAUAAAAUGAGUUAAAAUAUUUAUGAGUAAAAGGAAACUUCAAAAUCUCCUAUCUCUGAGUUUUCUAAAUCCGAUCUCGCAUGAGGUUUAUAGUUUUUGAGAAAAUUGAGUUUGGAAAUUUAUAUUAAUUUAAGAUUUUCGCAAGUAGGUAGCCUUUGUGCAAAUCGAAUUCUUAAAUUAAAAAAAAAAAACAACUAAAUAAUGUUAAAGCUAAAUUUUAACUAGACUGUGGUAAUAACUAAUAAUUUGUUAAUGUUAAAAAAAUUGUUGCCAAAUAUUUCUAAGUAUAGUAUUUUUAAAGUCAGUCGGAACAAGGUAAAAAUUAUUUGCAACUGGUGGCUGACUAGUGGCAGUGCAUUUCUUAUGGAAAUAUUCAAUCACCAGUCGUUAUUUAUCUUCACCUAGUUUCAACUGACUUUAUAAAGACUAUACAUAGAUGUUUAUUUAUUGAAUGGCUGUGCAUGUGUAACUUAGACCUUUUAGGAUGCCUAUACCUACUUAUAAAACUGAUAAUUAGAAUUACAUACAUUAUAUUUUAUACUUAAAUACUUAUAUUUUGAUUUGUAAGUACAUAUUUUUUUCUAUUUUUGCUAUUUUGAAUUAAUUUUUAAGUGUACUAUUUUGGUUAAUUUAGGUUUUACUCAGUAUUAGAAACAAAUUAUUGUUUGGCAAAUGUUUCAUGACUUAGGUGAGAGCCCAUAAUAACAAAAAUAGAAAUAUUUAUUUUGUAUUGUUUAGGAAUGCAAAGAUACUUUUGGGUCCAUUGAAAGAUGUACCUUCUUAGAUGUUAGAAAUGAAAUAAUUAUAAUAAAGAAUUUAUCACUGUAUUAUUUUUGUAAUUUAUAUUGUGGCAUCAUUUUGGAAAUGAAAUAAAAAUUCAAUAGGUACAGACAAAAAAGGCAAUUUCAUAAUGACUGAUUUAGUUUUUAUCUUGAAAUUUGAUUGCAAAACUUUGUUAAACAUGUAAAAAAUGCACAGAAAUGAUUAAGAGUUUUUACGGCACAGGAGCAAAGGCUUAUUAUGUCAAAAAAAUUAAAACAAAAAUUUAUAAAUAACAAAGGAAGAAACAAAAAUUGAAUAAGUAGCUACGAGGACGGAAUACAUUCCGACAUGAUUAACUUUAACACAUUGCAUGCCUCGCCAGUGCGACACUGAUGUUUCCAUUCUGGCCAUGUCGGACAUACAGGGUGACAAUUUGAAAAAUAGCAAUCGGGAAAAUCUCUUAGACAGAUGAUCGAAGAUGCCGUGAUGAGCAGUGAUAGGCGUGCACAACACAGAAAGCAGAAAUUUUACCAAUAUUUUUAGGCCAGUAGGU
This is a messenger RNA of Ceutorhynchus assimilis (cabbage seed weevil), 2611 nucleotides long. The record is from the annotation of a GenBank genome assembly. NCBI's taxonomy places the organism in Eukaryota, Metazoa, Arthropoda, Insecta, Coleoptera, Curculionidae.